AUGGGGAAGACAUACGACCAUAUUCCUGAAAACAAGUCUAGAUGGAUCGAGAAACAGGAGAUGUUCUGGGUUGCUACUGCCCCGCUCACAAGGGAGGGGCAUGUGAAUGUUUCUCCAAAGGGUUUGAGAGGGACUUUCUUUAUUGAGAUGUGGUAUGAAGACUUAUCAGGCUCUGGCUGCGAGACAAUUGCUCACUUAUGCGAAAAUGGACGGAUAACUAUCAUGUUUAAUGCUUUCGAGGGCCCGCCGGAGAUCGUACGGUUGUACGGCAAAGGCACUGUCCAUGAACUCGGGAGUCUGGAGUAUAACCUUCGUAUUCCGUCGGAAAAGAGGAAACCGGGAUCUAGGGCGGUGAUUGUGGUGGAUGUUCAUCGAGUUAGCACUUCAUGCGGCUUCGCCGUCCCAUACUACAAAUUCGAAGGUCAUCGCGGAACGUUAUAUACGUGGAGCUCUCAGCUUGAGAAGAACGAUACAGAGCUUUCAUCUGCCACGGAGUCUUCAAAUGACACUACUGGCAACACGAAGAAAGUCGAUAACGAUAAUCGAAUGAAAAAAUGGUGGCGAGCUGAAAACCUUACCAGUAUCGAUGGUCUCCCUGCACUCAACUCUGCUCCGUUCUUGGGUGUUCUAUUGGAUGGGAAGGUACCUGGUGCGGAGGAAGCAGCGUUCAAGAAACGAGUCACAAAGAACGAGAAGCCAGAGUGGGACACAAUGGCUCUUCAUGAAACGUUAAAGGGUAAUAAUACAUCGCAAUUCUUUGUGUACGUAUUCAGCAGCAGUCGAAAGAAGUACAACCUUCAAGCUACUCAAGCAGGUCCAUAA
Messenger RNA from Fomitiporia mediterranea MF3/22, 822 nucleotides. RefSeq lists its product as uncharacterized. The transcript is spliced from 6 exons. NCBI's taxonomy places the organism in Eukaryota, Fungi, Basidiomycota, Agaricomycetes, Hymenochaetales, Hymenochaetaceae. Bases 1 to 822 code for a protein of 273 amino acids. The record is from RefSeq and is a predicted model, not a curated record.